Molecule: messenger RNA, 4830 nt
Organism: Fukomys damarensis (Damara mole-rat)
Lineage: Eukaryota; Metazoa; Chordata; Mammalia; Rodentia; Bathyergidae
Gene: Arhgap12
Product: Rho GTPase activating protein 12
Exons: 19
Coding region: 111-2723 (870 amino acids)
Biological process (GO): signal transduction; regulation of GTPase activity
Cellular component (GO): cytoplasm
Molecular function (GO): protein binding
Source: RefSeq, a predicted model, not a curated record
GGUUUAAUUGUAACACUGGAUACUUCGGUGUCUUUGUAAGCUCCAUGAAUCAGCAAGCCACAAAGCUAUAAUGUGGCGUGCCAUCCUUUUUGAGAGGUGAACAUUAUUGCAUGAAGAUGGCGGAUAGAAGUGGGAAGACCAUUCCAGGACAAGUGUACAUCGAAGUGGAGUAUGAUUAUGAGUACGAAGCAAAGGACAGGAAGGUGGUGAUAAGACAAGGGGAGCGUUACAUCUUGGUGAAGAAGACCAAUGACGACUGGUGGCAAGUCAAACCGGAUGAGAACUCCAAAGCAUUCUAUGUGCCGGCCCAGUACGUGAAGGAGGUCACCCGCAGAGCCCUGAUGCCACCUGUGAAGCAGGCAGCCGGACUGCCAAACAGUUCUAUGAAAACAAUCCAGAGCCUGCAUCUUCAGAGAUCCACAGAAAAUGUGAACAAAUUGCCUGAGCUUUCGAGUUUUGGAAAGCCCUCACUGUCUGUUCAGGGAACAGGUCUUAUCCGUGAUGCCAAUCAGAAUUUUGGACCCAGCUGUAAUCCAGGUCAAAUUCUCACCCUAAGCCUGGACGUGACCCAUAACAACGGAAAGUUUAACAAUGACUCCCAUUCUCCCAAAGUUUCCAGCCAGAACAGGACGCGCUUAUUUGGUCACUUUCCGGGUCAGGAGUUCUUGGACGUAGAGAAAACUGGCUUCUCUCUGGAGCAGUCUUGUGAUUCAGCAGGAGAAAGCUCAGAGAGAAUACAUCAGGAUUCUGAAUCUGGAGAUGAACUUAGCAGCAGCUCCACCGAACAGAUCAGGGCAAAUACACCUCCAAAUCAAGGAAGGCCAGAUUCUCCUGUGUAUGCCAACCUACAAGAACUGAAAAUAUCCCAGUCUGCUCUCCCCCCACUUCCUGGGAGUCCAGCAGUUCAGAUUAAUGGAGAAUGGGAAACUCAUAAAGAUAGUUCAGGGCGUUGUUACUACUAUAACCGAGGAACACAGGAAAGAACUUGGAAACCACCCCGUUGGACCCGGGAUGCAAGCAUAAGCAAAGAUUUCCACAGUCAAGGAGAUCAAGAGCUUCUUUCAUCAGAAGAAAACUGCCACAGCAUUUGUUACAGCCAGUCAGAUAGUCAGUGUGGUUCUCCUCCAAGGGGUUGGUCAGAAGAGUUGGAUGAACGUGGGCAUACCUUAUAUACCAGUGACUAUACUAAUGAAAAGUGGCUCAAGCAUGUUGAUGACCAAGGUAGACAGUAUUACUACAGUGCGGAUGGAUCUCGGUCCGAGUGGGAGCUGCCAAAGUAUAAUGCUUCAUUCCAGCAGCAAAGAGAAAUAAUUAAAAGUAGGAGCCUGGACAGGCGGCUGCAAGAACCAAUAGUAUUAACGAAGUGGAGACAUAGCACCAUUGUAUUGGACACCAAUGACAAGGAGUCUCCAACUGCCUCAAAACCCUGCUCUCCUGAAAGUGAAUCUUCUCCCUCUUCACCAAAGCACCAAGACCCAGGCAGCAGUGCAAAGGUAAGAAGAACACCCCUUCUUCUAAGCAGCAAAGACGCCUGCCUUUUCCGUGGUGCUGUGUGUGUUGAUGAGGGUCAAGAGAAGUAUGGAUUGUUAAAUGUAACAAAAAUUACUGAAAAUGGAAAGAAGGUCCGAAAGAACUGGUUGUCUUCCUGGGCAGUGUUGCAGGGUUCAUCUUUACUUUUUACUAAAACUCAAGGAAGUGGUACAAGUUGGUUUGGGAGUAAUCAGUCCAAGCCAGAGUUCACAGUGGACCUCAAGGGGGCAACGAUUGAGAUGGCCUCAAAGGACAAAUCCAGCAAGAAGAACGUAUUUGAGCUGAAAACUCGUCAAGGCACAGAACUGCUAAUUCAGUCUGAUAAUGAUGCCGUUAUUAAUGAUUGGUUUAAAGUUCUUAGCAGUACAAUCAGUAAUCAGGCAAUAGAAACUGAUGAAGCAGUAGAAGAGGAGAUACCUGAUGAUUCACCAGGAAUAGAAAAGCAGGAUAAAGAAAAGGACCAGAAGGAUCUUAAAAAACUUCGUUCUAUGAAAGUAUCUAGCAUAGAUUCUUCAGAACAGAAAAAAACCAAGAAAAACUUAAAGAAGUUUCUUACACGACGCCCCACUUUGCAAGCUGUGCGUGAAAAAGGUUACAUUAAAGACCAAGUAUUUGGAGCCAAUCUUGCUAAUUUGUGUCAGAGAGAGAGUGGCACAGUGCCAAAGUUUGUGAGGCUGUGCAUUGAGCAUGUCGAAGAGCAUGGUUUGGAUGUUGACGGGAUCUACAGAGUAAGCGGCAACCUCGCGGUGAUCCAGAAGCUGAGGUUUGCUGUCAAUCAUGAUGAGAAAUUGGACUUGAAUGACAGCAAAUGGGAAGACAUCCAUGUCAUCACUGGAGCGCUGAAAAUGUUUUUCCGGGAGUUACCAGAGCCUCUGUUUACAUUUAAUCAUUUUAAUGAUUUUGUUAACGCAAUUAAACAAGAACCAAGACAGCGUGUUGCUGCUGUUAAGGAUCUAAUCAGACAGUUGCCAAAACCAAAUCAAGAUACAAUGCAGAUUCUUUUCAGACACCUCAAAAGAGUUGUAGAAAAUGGAGAAAAAAACCGAAUGACCUAUCAGAGUAUAGCGAUUGUUUUUGGUCCCACUUUAUUAAAGCCAGAAAAAGAGACUGGAAAUAUAGCAGUUCAUACUGUUUAUCAAAAUCAGAUUGUAGAAUUAAUUCUUCUGGAAUUAAGUUCCAUCUUCGGACGUUGAUUCUUAUGGAAGAUAACCUGUGGGAUAGAAGCUGGAUGCCAUCAGAUUUCAGAUCUUUAUACACAGUCUGUUUUAUUUUUGGACCAAGCAGUGGCUCUUUUGAUUUUGCACUUUGUGAGGGGGUCAGAAGGGAAGGGAGUGUGAAGAUGCCUGUUAGGCCCUACUGUUUGCUGCUUUCUUGCGAGGUGAUAAAACUGUAAUUUUGGAUUCAUUUUACCAUGAAUGUUUGCAUUUCCUACUCUGAAUUUCAGUAAAAAUCAAUACUUAGAAUUCUAACCAGUCAUAUACACUGGAUAAUUUGGUAAGAAAAAGUACAUUUUUCCCCCCAUCAAACUGGAUAAUGUAGAAUUUCUUCUCAUGAAUUGUACGUUCUUCAUUUGGUGAAACAGUACUAUCAUUUAUCUUGAAAACACUCUUGGGCAUUUAAAACAAAAUGAAGUGUAUCCUAUUUGAAACCUGUGUAUCUCUUUUUCAGGGUUUUGCAUGCAGUGGCAGCGUAAGUGCUAGAAUCCAUGGUAACCUAACUACUAUAGCCCUUGGUGAGGCUUGCUGUUGCUCACCAUGGUUCACAGCUUCCUUACUGGAUAUCGUAGUUGUUGUUUAGGCAGCACACUAAUUCUACUGAAAACACUGUGAUGUACUGGAGUUUUAGCUAGCAUAACUCAGUUCAGGGUAUUUUUUAGCUGUCUUGCUAUACAGAAUUGUAGCUAACAGUCCUAAUUAUAUGUAGUGCCAUACGGAGUUCUUGGUGUGACCUUGUGGAAACAGACAUAUUUGAUGUAAAUGUGGGCUAAGGACGUAAGGUCCUUUGGCUUGUGUAUAUAGUUGUGUUGUAUAGCCUCAGAGUGCAUUCUAACCCUGCAUUUCUAAUCAUGACAUUGGUAAUGUUGUCCAUGAACAUUAGGUUUCCUCCAGGCAUAGGCCUUUCCUUAGGAAAGUUAGCUGUGUGCACUUUCAGAUUUUAAUUUCAUCUGCAGACAGAAUACUGUAAUGCAAAUGGUACUGGAAAAAUACUGAAUAAACUUGCUAAAUGUAGUGCUCUACAAGAGGAAACUUUUAGAUUAUUUAAUAUGUACAGAAUACAUUAGAAAAAGAUUAUUAGAGGAUCCCAGCUCUCCAGAUUGAAUAGUAGAAACCAUGUGUAAAUUGGAUGCUGGGUAGGAAAUAACAUUGCCAAAUUUGAGAGUUUCUUUACAUUACUAAUGUAGAUUGAUUUGUAUAAUAAAACAGGGUUGGAAGGUUUUGUUACAGGGAGCAUGGUCUGUUGAAAAUUUUUUAAUUGUAUUUUUCUAGAUUAACUGCUGUAUAUGAAAUGUCUAAUAAAGAAAACUAUAAGAGGUUUAGAGAUUUUUUUCCAUUGGAAAUGUGCAUUUUGGUUUUAAAUUUUUUGUUUUUCAUUUACUGUCAUAUUCUUAUACUUCAUCUAAAAGAUCAACUGAAUCCAGUGGUUCCCGUGCCAUAUAAUGCUUUUCUCAUUUUACACUUUUCUAGUCCUUUCCGUGUUAACACCUCUGUGCCCAACACACAUUUUAUUUCUUCAUCCAUAUUUGAAAGUGAAUGAUUUGACCAGUGUUCUUUUUCCUUAGUUACACUUAAAAUUUACAGAUUGUCUUCCUUAGGAACUUUUUUUGGGGUUGGAGUGGAGGGAAUAACCUGUCUAAAACUUCUCCCUUUAAUUGUGGUGAAAAAAGUAUUGUAUUUGUUGUUGUGAUCUUGUUAAAUGGAUAACCAGCCAGACUAUUUGACAGCAAAAGCAGAUUGUUUUGGGUGGAGAGAAGAUGUCCCAAAUCAGAAUGCAUUUGCCUAAAGAUGUCGUUAUUAAUACAGUAUGCUUUAGGGGGCUGGUUUAUAUCUCAACUUUUAUACCAGGAAAACAGACUCAAAUCUGCGAUCUGUGAUUUUUCUCUUAGUGGUCAUGAACAUAUCAAAGAUAAAAAAUUGUCCUAUGUUUCUUGUUUCAAAGUGCAUAUGUGUGUAUGUGAAGUCCUAAGUGUUUUAUUAGUCCACAGCUAAUCAUUUUAUUGUAAUAUGUGUACAAUAAGAUCAGUGUUUUGUGUUUUCAUUCUUUGUGAAUUAAAAAUUCACACUUGUUUUUGUAAUAACCAGU